Messenger RNA from Thamnophis sirtalis, 689 nucleotides. Lineage: Eukaryota; Metazoa; Chordata; Lepidosauria; Squamata; Natricidae. The record is from RefSeq and is a predicted model, not a curated record.
AAGGGGGAGACGGUUGCCUGUUGGUUGUUGUAGUAACAGGGGAAGCGCUUGAGGAGAGGAAUCGCGGCUGCCGGGCCCCAAAGAGGAUGAAGCAGCAGGAUAUGCCAGUUGGGAUGGCUCGGGAUUUGGAAGAAACGGAUUCAUCUUCAGAGGAAGAGGAAGAAAUGGAAGGGCCAGAGGAGCACCCAUGUAUCAUGUGGACAGGUGGAUUCAGGAGGAUUCCAAUCAUGGUAUUUCAUGCUGAAGCUAUUCUAACUAAGGACAGUUACAUCCGCUUGAUUGGGGAGCGCUAUCACUUGUCUUUUAAAAUUGUGAGAACGGACAGUCGCUUGGUGCGCAGCAUUCUGUCAGCUCAUGGAUUUCGGGAGGUACAUCCCAGCAGCAAUGAAUAUAAUCUUAUGUGGACAGGGUCACAUUUAAAACCCUAUGUUCUGCGAACGCUCACAGAUAUUCAGAAAGUGAAUCACUUUCCCAGGUCAUAUGAAUUAACUCGGAAGGAUAGACUAUACAAGAACAUUAAUCGAAUGCAACAGAUUUAUGGAUUCAAGACCUUCCAUAUUUUGCCUCAGACCUUCAUCCUUCCAGCUGAAUAUCAAGAGUUUUGCACUUCCUAUUCAAAGGACAGGGGACCUUGGAUAGUGAAACCAGUGGCUUCUUCUAGGGGACGGGGUGUCUAUUUAAUCAAUAAU